AUGGGGAAGAUUUAUUAUUGCCCCAACACGAUCCCGAUGGACACUGCAGAUCGGGAGUUUGGAGGCCACGGCCACGGUAUUGAGACGUCGCUGUGGCCGCUAAAGAAGAGGGCAUCCAACUAUAGCAGUGGCAGAAUCUCCGCCGACGACCCGUCGCCGUCUAAGAAGAAACGGAUGGCGGAUAACAGUGUCGUUGGUGCCGAGACCAAGGACACCACCGGAGCCUUGGAGGCUCGAGUUCCGCGUCAACGGCACUCCGUGCCAGCGCCAGCUAUAGCUUCACGGGAAGCCGCAGCGGAUCUCCCAGCGCCAGCAGCAGCUUCGGCGGAGCCCGCAGCGGAAGGCAACGACUUGUCCGAGUCCGACGAAGAGAAAAAGCGGUUGAGCAAGGGAAAGUGUCUAGCCAGGGAAGAGAGCAGCCGCAGCCUGGUUACGGUUACGCCGCAGCCGCCGGUGAAGAAGCUGAUGCACGAUGGGAUCCGUAGCUUCGUCCCCCUCCCCCAGCAGUUGCGCGAUGAACACCGUCAUGCCGCCGCCGCCACCGCCGCCGCCGAGGCGGACGACGACGUGCCGUUGCCGUUGCACGGGUCCCCCGCCCUGAGCUCGGCGCUGAAGCGGCGCCUCGCGGAGCUGGGCGCCACGCGGCCGUGGCUGGUGCACAGCAAGACCCUCCACAAGAGCGACGUAGACGAGAACCAGAACCGGCUGCUGGUGUCGUGCAAGCGCGGGAGCGGGACGGAGGACUGCCCCAUCACCCGGUGCUUCUCGCCCGCCGAGCUGGAGCGCGUGAACAAGAAGCACGCCGGGCUGGCGGUCACGGCCCUGGACCGGGACGGCGUCCCGUACGCGCUCACCUGCAAGUUCCUCGACUCCAACAACGGCUACCGGUUCAUCUCCGAGUGGAAGCACUUCCUCAUCCGGAACGGCAUGAACCUGGACUCCCAGAGGCACAAGGUCUGGACGCGCGACGUGGAGGUGGAGCUCCUCAGCUCGACGCCCACGGUAAUGACCAAAGACGAGGACGGCAAGAAGGUUACGGUCGUCCAGCGGGUAUGCCACCACUUGGAUGCGGACGGCGCCCUCGGCCUUCUCCUGCUGCACCACGAGAACAGGAGACGACGCGUCAAGAGCGAGGAGAAGGAGGAGGACGACGAUUGGGAGGGGCCAUCGUCGCCGCCGUCGGUGGCCCGUAAGAAGGGCAAGCAACAAAGUGGCAAGCGGGGCGCGUCGGGGUCGGCGUCACCGGUGGCGCUUCCCGCACCGGUUGCGGAGCAGGGAGAGGCGAGGCGGUCGACGUUCUAUGCUGCGGUCGGACUGGCAAAGCUACGGCGGGCCAUUUGGGAACGGUGGCAGGAACACGCCGACCAAGGACAUGGCGCUAAGGGAUCCAACGACGACGUGGCUAAAUCGCGAGCAGACGUGGAUAGAGAGAAGAUUGAUAAUAAAAAAUAA
Messenger RNA from Miscanthus lutarioriparius, 1452 nucleotides. The record is from the annotation of a GenBank genome assembly. NCBI's taxonomy places the organism in Eukaryota, Viridiplantae, Streptophyta, Magnoliopsida, Poales, Poaceae.